Molecule: messenger RNA, 874 nt
Organism: Solanum dulcamara
Lineage: Eukaryota; Viridiplantae; Streptophyta; Magnoliopsida; Solanales; Solanaceae
Product: nodulin-26-like
Exons: 5
Coding region: 197-769 (190 amino acids)
Biological process (GO): transmembrane transport
Cellular component (GO): membrane
Molecular function (GO): channel activity
Source: RefSeq, a predicted model, not a curated record
CUUCUAUUAUCUCUACCAAUUCAUCUAAAAAUGGAAUUGUUGCUGAUUUUCCAGCUUGGAAGAAGGAAAACAUGGAACUGUUCACACUCCUUCCAUAUCUGCUUUCCAAAAGAUCAUAGCUGAGCUGGUGGGAACCUACAUUUUCAUAUUUGUGGGUUGUGGAUCAGCUCUUGUUGAUAGAGAAAGGACACUCACUAUGGUUGGUAUAGCAUUGGCAUCUGGGUUAUCACUGAUGGCUUUAAUAUACACUCUUGGUCACGUUUCUGGCGCCCAUUUCAACCCCGUGGUCACAAUUGCCUUUGCUGCAGCUCGAAAAUUACCAUUGAUGCAAGUGCCUAUAUAUGUACUACCUCAAUUCUUGGGCUCUACACUUUCAAGUCUCACCUUGAGAGUGUUAUUUAAUCACCAAGGUGACAUACUACCAAUGCUAACUCAGUACAAAAGUCCAGUCACUGAUUUUGAAACUAUAUUUUGGGAGUUCAUAAUGACUCUCAUUUUGAUGUUUGUGAUCUGUGGAGCUGCUACUGACGAUAGAGCGACCAAAGAGGUAGCUGGAGUUGCAAUUGGAGUGACAUUACUGUUUGAAGUCCUCAUUGCAGGGCCAAUCACUGGAGCUUCAAUGAAUCCAGCAAGAAGUUUAGGCCCUGCAAUAGUCUCAGGUGUCUAUAAGAACCAAUGGGUCUUCGUUAUUGCCCCAAUUCUUGGAGCCAUGACAGCAACAGGGAUAUAUAGCCUUCUCCGGCAAACAGAGCAGAACACUAAAAUCUGAAGCAUAAGAUGUAUACCGGCAAGUACGUGGGAGAUUAUGUAACACCUAAAAGUACUUUGUGUAAGCAUAUGAAUGCCAAAAUGUGAUUAAUCGUGCUUAUAAGGA